CCCCAACCUGGGUCCAAGCUCAAGGUUAAAUUCCUUGGAGAGUUUACAUAAAGUCGAUUCCUGGAACAGCUGCGCAGAUUGUUACUGAUUCACCGGUACCACCAUCAUCGCUACCGUAAUGGCCAAGCGAGCGAAACCGCAAAUACAAAACCAAAUUUCCGAAAACCCUUCCAUCUCCUCCAAAAUCCCAUUCCGACCCCGCAAAAUCUUAAAAGUAUCCAACACCCCCGCCUCCGCCAAGCCCUCUCCCUCCUCCCCCGCGCUCCCCAAAGCCCUAAUCCCACUAACCUCCCAAACCGAAAUCAACCUCGCCCUCCAACACUUGCGGAGCUCCGACCCGAAUUUAAGGGCCCUGAUCGACUCCUACACCCCGCCGUCCUUCGAUUCCAGCCGUCCACCUUUCAUAUCCCUUGCAAGAAGCAUUCUUUACCAGCAACUCGCCACCAAAGCCGCCCAAUCGAUCUACACCCGGUUCAUUUCGCUCUGCGGCGGCGAGGCCUCGGUGGUUGCCGACGUCGUUUUGUCGCUCUCGGCCCAGCAGCUCAGGACAAUCGGAAUCUCGGGCCGAAAAGCUUCGUAUCUUCACGACCUGGCCGAGAAGUACAGCGAUGGAACUUUGUCCGAUUCAUCGAUUCUCGAAAUGGACGAUGAGGCUCUGCUCAGAAUGCUGACUCUGGUGAAGGGAAUUGGGGUUUGGUCGGUCCACAUGUUCAUGAUUUUCUCGCUUCGCCGGCCGGACGUGCUUCCGGUUGGCGAUCUCGGCGUGAGGAAAGGAGUGAAGUUGUUGUAUGGGUUGAAGGAGUUGCCGAAGCCGUUGGAGAUGGACGAGCUGUGUGAGAAAUGGAGGCCUUAUAGGUCUGUUGGUUCUUGGUACAUGUGGAGGUACAUGGAGGCCAAGGGGGUCUUGUAGCAGAAAUUGAGGAGGCUCAGCUCAUAUGGUUUCGAGCUUUAUGAAAUUCCCGGGUAAUCGCCAUUUUGCUCUGAAUUUCGUGAUCUGUUGCAUUGUUAUUGAAUAAUGAAACUUGAAAUUAUGUUUCUGUAAUCUAUUGGUUCUGUAAUAGAAGAUGAGGUUUUACCGUUUUAGUAUUUGCUUGUGAAAGAUUGAGCCGGAUGAUUCUGUUCUAUUUGAAAGUUGUCUAAAUGUAGCAUCACUUGGAGGUGUGAUGCCACAUUUGAUAAUUGUAUGACGAUUGACGACUGAUGAUAUGAUUGGGAUUUAUAAGCAUCAUAAAUGAAACACCACUUGUGGAUUA
Molecule: messenger RNA, 1253 nt
Organism: Pyrus x bretschneideri (Chinese white pear)
Lineage: Eukaryota; Viridiplantae; Streptophyta; Magnoliopsida; Rosales; Rosaceae
Product: DNA-3-methyladenine glycosylase 1
Exons: 1
Coding region: 119-910 (263 amino acids)
Biological process (GO): base-excision repair; DNA alkylation repair; base-excision repair, AP site formation
Cellular component (GO): nucleus; protein-DNA complex
Molecular function (GO): DNA-7-methylguanine glycosylase activity; alkylated DNA binding; DNA-3-methyladenine glycosylase activity
Source: RefSeq, a predicted model, not a curated record